This is a messenger RNA of Exophiala dermatitidis NIH/UT8656, 3258 nucleotides long. Its product is annotated as adenosinetriphosphatase. Bases 253 to 3192 code for a protein of 979 amino acids. Gene Ontology annotation, cellular component: catalytic step 2 spliceosome; intracellular anatomical structure. Lineage: Eukaryota; Fungi; Ascomycota; Eurotiomycetes; Chaetothyriales; Herpotrichiellaceae. The transcript has a single exon. The record is from RefSeq and is a predicted model, not a curated record. Gene Ontology annotation, molecular function: ATP binding; RNA binding.
CAGUGCCGGUGGUGUAUAGCUUUUGCCUUUACUUAGGCGGCGACAAAGCGAUCUCAUAGUCUCGCGGACCUCAGGCUGGGUCUAUUCAUGCGCCCCUCAGGCUGUCUCGCAUCCCCUACUCCCCCGAUACUCUUCCGAACGUUCAUUUCCGCACGGCUGUCCCACUGAGGUUGGAACAACCCCGCUGGCUAUAACGCCGCCCUCAUUCCUCCCAGGUGAAUUCAGGAAUCGGCCUGACAGCGCUUCUUGACUAUGGCUGAGCAGCAGUCCAGCGAACGUCAUAUAAAAUCCCACAAAAGAAACACCGCUCACAGACGGCGUCGCGACGAUGAAGACUUCGAGGACCGAUGGGGAGACGAAGAGAUAUCUGACCAUGACGAGCAAGGCAACGGCCCGGAGUUCGAGGAGUCCUCCUCCAAACGUGUCAAACUGUCCGACGGUUCGUCGUCGCACCGUGUGAAAAGUCCCUCGCCCCCAGAAUCGGCAGAAGAAAAGGCACGACGAGAAAGGGAAGCGGAUGCACGGGAACGGGAUGAGUUCGCCAAGCGGCUGGCAAAGAGAGAUGAAGAACGAGCAAAGAAGAUAGUGGAAGACAGAACAAGCAAAGGCAGUGCGACGGCGCAAAGGCGGGCAUUGGCAGAAGACGCCGCGGCCAGGGAGGCAGCCAUGCCCGACUUGCGGCUCCGGUCAAGACAAGAUUACUUGAAGAAGAGAGAAGCGGAGAGACUCGCUCUUUUGCGGAAGCAGGUCGCCGAAGAGCAAGCGGAGCUGAGAGACAAUCCCAACCUGACGAAACGGGAGAAGGAGGAAUUUGCACGCAACAAGGAGAUUCUACGUAUCGCUGAGGAGCGAUUGAGUAUCGACGAUCAUCUUGAUGGCUAUGCUCUCCCCGAAGACUAUAUCACGGAGAAAGGGAAGAUUGACAAGCGCAAGAAGGAGCAAGCUCUGUAUCAGCGUUACGUGGACAGAGAUGAAAGUGGCCGAGAGCGGUACGUCACCGAACACGAGGAAUGGGAGAAAGAGCAGACCAAGAGAGCGGAGGCCCAGAUCAAACGAGCCGAGUUUGUCGACGAAGGCGAAUAUGGCUACGUGUUUGAUGAGAGCCAGCAGAUGAAAUUCGUCAUGGCCGAGACCGUGGGCGGAGAUCUAGGCAAGGGGAUGACGAAGGAGCAGCGAGAACUAGCUCAGAGAUUAAGUGCCGCAGAGGCUAAAGCCAAGAGCAUCGAGGAGACAAGAAAAAGCCUCCCAGUCUACCAGUUCCGAGAUCAGAUCAUUGAGGCCGUCAAAAAAUAUCAAGUCCUCAUCAUCGUGGGCGAGACUGGAAGCGGGAAGACCACGCAGAUCCCCCAAUAUCUCCAUGAAGCUGGAUUCACCAAGGACGGAAAGAAGAUUGGCUGUACGCAGCCACGAAGAGUGGCGGCUAUGUCUGUCGCUGCUAGAGUUGCCGAAGAGAUGGGGAAGCGACUAGGGAACGAGGUCGGGUAUGCCAUCCGUUUUGAGGACAAUACAAGCGAUAAGACGGUGCUCAAGUACAUGACCGACGGUAUGCUGCUGAGAGAACUCCUGACUGAUCCGGAAUUAUCCCAAUACUCAGCCCUUAUGAUUGACGAAGCACAUGAACGUACUGUCAGUACAGAUAUCGCCUGUGGGUUGCUGAAAGAUAUCGCCCGAGCGAGGCCUGACUUGAAACUUCUGAUUUCCUCCGCUACGAUGGAUGCUCACAAGUUUCAAAAAUACUUUGAUGACGCACCAAUCUUUAAUAUCCCUGGUCGCAGAUACCCGGUGGAUAUUCAUUAUACAGCUCAACCAGAAGCCAAUUAUCUUGCUGCCGCCAUCACCACUGUUUUCCAAAUCCACAUCACGCAAGGCCCUGGCGACAUACUCGUCUUCCUUACCGGUCAGGAGGAGAUUGAGGCAAUGGAAGCGAAUCUGCAGGAGACGGCCCGCAAGCUCGGAAAUAAGAUCAAAGAGAUGAUCAUCUGUCCGAUUUAUGCCAACUUGCCGACGGACCUGCAAGCCAAAAUCUUUGAGCCUACCCCGCCUGGUGCCAGGAAGGUGGUGCUCGCCACCAACAUUGCCGAGACUUCUCUGACGAUUGAUGGGAUUGUAUAUGUGAUCGACCCUGGCUUCGUGAAAGAAAACCAGUACAACCCGCGCACGGGUAUGGAGUCUUUGGUGGUGGUGCCUUGCAGUCGUGCGUCUGCUGGCCAACGUGCCGGUCGAGCCGGUCGUGUCGGUCCCGGCAAAUGCUUCCGACUCUACACGGCGCAGGCAUACAAAAACGAGCUGGAAGAAAAUACGACACCAGAGAUCCAACGGACCAACCUGACUGGAGUAAUCCUUUUGCUCAAAAGCCUGGGAAUCAACGAUCUUCUCGACUUUGAUUUCAUGGAUCCUCCCCCCACGGAUACGAUCGUGCGGGCUAUUGAACAGUUGUACGCGCUGGGUGCAUUCAAUAAUGCUGGCGAGCUGACCAAGAUCGGUCGUCAAAUGGCGGAGUUUCCCACAGAUCCUAUGCUUGCACGCUCCAUUCUGGCUGCUGACAAGUAUGGCUGUGUGGACGAGAUACUCUCCAUUAUUGCAAUGUUGGGCGAAGCGUCGGCGCUAUUCUUUCGACCCAAGGACAAGAAGAUCCAUGCCGACAGUGCGAGGGCAAGGUUUACCAACAAAGACGGUGGGGACCAUUUGACGCUAUUGAAUGUCUUCCAGGAAUGGGUGGACUCGGAUUACAGCUAUGUUUGGGCCAAGGAAAAUUUCCUACAGCAAAGAAGUCUGACCAGGGCACGAGAUGUCCGGGAUCAACUGGCAAGGCUGUGUGAUCGGGUCGAGGUGGACGCCUCGAAGAGUUGUGGAGGAUCAUCCAACAUCGAACCCAUCCAGAAAGCAAUCACAGCCGGAUUCUUUCCUCAUUCAGCCAGAAUGCAGCGGGAUGGUCAGAGUUAUCGGACCGUGAAGAAUGGACAAGUCGUCUACAUUCAUCCUUCAAGUGUGCUCAUCGAGAGCCGGCCGAAGUGGCUGAUCUAUCACGAACUGGUCCUGACAAGCAAAGAAUACAUGAGGAGUUGUAUGCCGCUGAAACCGGAGUGGCUGAUAGAAGUGGCCCCUCAUUAUUACAAGAAGAAAGACCUUGACUCUUUGGGUGUGGAAAAAAAGGUUCCAAAGGGGGAGGGCAAGCCGCAGAGCAAGAUAUGAUGGACAGAACACUUUAGCUACUUAUCAAGCCAGUGACAUGAAUAUACCCUGUGACUGUACACUCCC